CCCCCGGCCAGCGCUCGUCGACUGGACUUUGAAGGUUCCUUCAAGGAUUGAAUCGAAUUGACUUUCCCAGUCAGCGCACUUGCCUAAACUCUCUCUCCCUUCUCACAUAGUGCCGAAAACCGCCUAACACACACUAUUGCCUCUCACAUUGUUCUGAUCGUCUGGGAGCGCGCUUCGGUACUCUUGCAACGCGUUCGUUGACUGCGGCGUCUUCGACGGGGGAAAUCUCCAUUCCCUGGCGUUGGCGGCCUCUUUCGACCCCCCCUGCUUGUCGCUGGCUCUACCAAGCUCUCAGUGUCAUGGCUUCCGUGCCUCCUGCCAUCGCUCACAACAACAACCACGACGGCGGUCUGGCCAACACCCCUUCGGAACCUAGUGACGCUCUUGAUCUCGAGCCGGACGAUCAUUCAUUGGCAACUGUCCCAGUCAAACACCAGCUCGACGGCACACUGGAGGAAGAGGCUCUGCACGCGCUGAGCCGUCGGGACCAUGUCGCCAUGGCUAACGGUCUUCAUGCCCGGCUCGCCGGUGCUCCCAUGACCCGCGAGAAGAUGGACGAGGAGGCCAUCGCGGGUACUGCAGUGGGAGCUGUCCUGGGUGUCGCUCUUGUGAUCUGUUGCCUCUAUCCUCUCAUCGUUCGCCAGCUCAAAAAGCACAAGCGCCUCAACUUCGACUCCGAGGUGGGGAUCCGAGGCAUGCCUGCCCUCUCGGUGCGCCGUCUGUCCUCGAGCGAUUCUUACAAGCGCAGCUCGUUACCGCGCGAGUACGACACUCAUCCCUACGACUCGUACCGCUACACCGGCGUGCCUCAAGCGCCACCCCUUCACUACGGCAACGCCAACUUGGACCCGAACAUCCCCAUUGAUCCAGUCACCAACAACCAAGACCAGCCCUUCUACCAAAGUCCCUUCCCCUACUAUGAGGGCCACGUUGUGCAGGGCCCGUUGGCGCCUCACCAGUAUGUUCUCAAGGGUACGAACGAGGACUACUACAGCCCUUACAUCCCUUCCGAAGCGUUUGGCAUGUUCCCGGAUCCCGAACCUGUUGCGCCUCCGCCACAGCCCGCGGUGGCCGCGUCGCGAGGCAAUUCGUUACGGUACAACAUGAAGCAGAUCUUUCGUCGCAAAACGGUUGGCGACCCGGCAACGAGCCCGCAGCCUUCGCAAGUCCCAGACCAUUCGACGCCGAAGGACAUGGCCCAGGUGGAACGUGGCGUACCGAUACAGCAAUAUGUUCAACAGCAACCUACCACCGAGGCCCCUGCCGAGAUGUCCAGCCGCGGGCUUCCACCGGAUGAAUUUAUGCAGCAGAAUGGCUCGCAAGUCUACUCGUCGUCGCAACCAACUCAGUCUGUCAUGGGCACUGUGAACCCAAUGGAUAUCAUGGCGCCUUCAACGGAGUCGGAAAUGUGGCACCGCACCGACUAUCAGCUCUUCACGACACCUUACAACCCACAGCAGAUGUUCGCGACGUACCCAGUGCAAUUCCAAAGCCUCCCAAACGACUACACGCAGAUGCAGAUGGCGUCAAAUCUCCCGAUACCCCAGCCUCCCCAGUACCUACCGCCUCCCCCACCACCGCAGUCCGCGCCGCCAGCGGCCCCGAUUCAGCAGGCGGUGUCACAGAAGCAAAGCCGGGCCGACAGCAUUGCCUCGCAAAGCGACAGCGCAUCCCGUAUGGGCAUGAUUCCCCUGUCACUCAAGGCUUCCAACACAGCGGCGCACUCUGAACUAUCGAGCUCCGCUCAAGGCACAGCCUCGACUACGACGCAGAGCACCCCUUCCACCCACGUCGACAGUCCCUCUCCCGAAUCACUCCAUAGCUCCGACUACGGCCACCAAGGCGGCUCACCUCACGGCAAUGGCGUUCCAUCGCCACGCGGAGGUGUUUUUGCGUGCGACGAGCCUGGCUGCAACCAAGUCUUUGACCAGCCACACAAGCUGAAGCAUCAUCAAAGAUACCAUAGCAAGGACCACAAGUGCCCGUAUCCGGCCUGUGGAAAGGGGUUCGGCACAAAGACCCAUUUGCAGCGGCACAUUAAUGAUCGCCACGAGAAGAAGAAGAAGUUCCAUUGCUCGAUACAGGGCUGUGAUUACUCGAGAGCCGGCGGCAAGGCGUUCCCCCGCAAGGACAAUUGGAAACGACACAUGACGAAGAUUCACGGCAUGGACCAUCGUGGAUUGCCCGAGCCCGUCGAGGUUGACUCGGAAAUGACGGGCUUGAAGCCCGAGAGCUGAUACCUACCCCGCAUCGUCCAUAUUGGUCGGAUACAGGGGUCUAGAGAGUUUUUGACUAUGAGCAUAUUGGCAUAGCUGGAGUUGGUGGUGAAUGUUUCCCCAGAGAACCUGGACAGGCAGGCAGGCAGGAUCAUGGCUCAGGAGUUGCCGCGAUUAAACAUACCGGACGGUCACACGCGACCCGACGAACAAUUGGAAUGACGUGCAUGACACAACUUGUCUUUUUCUUCUUUUGGUUGGGCCGGUCGAUUCGGCGGGCCUGCAUCGACUUGUCCAAUCCUCGUUUUGGCGCCUGCAGGCCCGGGGGACACACUCAUAUGGCGUUAGGGUAUGAUCUUUGACAAAGCUGGGCAAUACAACAGCCAAAGAUCCAUUGUGGGACGGCAGAAGGCGUUUUGACAGGGUCGAUUGUUAGAGCACAUUGAAUACCAUCUGAGCAACUACUUUUUACACACGUACGAUGACACUAUGAC
This is a messenger RNA of Emericellopsis atlantica, 2710 nucleotides long. RefSeq lists its product as uncharacterized. The transcript has 2 exons. Gene Ontology annotation, molecular function: DNA-binding transcription factor activity, RNA polymerase II-specific; RNA polymerase II cis-regulatory region sequence-specific DNA binding. Gene Ontology annotation, biological process: regulation of transcription by RNA polymerase II. Bases 300 to 2237 code for a protein of 645 amino acids. Lineage: Eukaryota; Fungi; Ascomycota; Sordariomycetes; Hypocreales; Bionectriaceae. The record is from RefSeq and is a predicted model, not a curated record. Gene Ontology annotation, cellular component: nucleus.